Molecule: messenger RNA, 4425 nt
Organism: Pogoniulus pusillus (Red-fronted tinkerbird)
Lineage: Eukaryota; Metazoa; Chordata; Aves; Piciformes; Lybiidae
Product: lethal(3)malignant brain tumor-like protein 3
Exons: 21
Coding region: 568-2652 (694 amino acids)
Biological process (GO): negative regulation of DNA-templated transcription
Cellular component (GO): nucleus
Molecular function (GO): histone binding; chromatin binding; zinc ion binding
Source: RefSeq, a predicted model, not a curated record
UGUACUUCUUCCUUGGGUUUGGUUUUCACGAGCUUGCUUUGUCCCCAAGCUGAAACAUGAAUGGUGAGAGGCUGGAACAGGGAGAAAAUGGCUGCAGUGAAUUUACAGGGAGAGCUACAGUAGUCUCACCCUUUGCUUUCUUUGUUGGGGCUCUGAGGAGAUGCUUUCUACCCCACACUGCACUCAGAGGAUUUCUUUGUGGCCAGAGAGGGACAACAGCAUGCCACAGCACCUGGGAGUCUGAAUUCUGUCCUGUCUGCACCUAUACAUAGUAGUUUGGGCUCCAGUUUCCCAGUUGGUGCUGGAGCUUUAUCCAUUUUGAGGCAAAAUAUAUGUGAGUUUGCAAAAUGCAGCUUCUCAAAUGACAAAGCAUGGAACUACAUCACUGUUAGAAAAGAAACACCCAGGAAAAAGGUGCUGAUUUCUGUACUUCCACCCUUGGCUACAGAAGGGAUAUGGAGAAGGAAUUGCCUCUGAAGUCCCUGGAGACUGUCUGCAGCUGCCCUUCCUUGCACAGUGCCCAUCCAAGACGAGCAGCCCUGCUGCAGUUACCAAUUCUAUGAGCAAAUGGAUUACUUUCAGAAUGGGAAGUUCAGUACUCAGAUGGGCUCCCAGCAGCACAGGGACAGUGAUACCAGAGACUCAGCAGAUGAUUGCAGAAACAAGGGAAAUGGCAGAAAUGCUAAUCCCAGCAGUGGCAGUCAGGUGAUUGAGGCUGACAGACCUGGCAAACAUCUGAGAAAGAAGAGAAAACUGCCUCUGGAUUCUGAGGAUGAGGAAAAUGCAGAUGAGGAUGAGGAGAAGAAUAAAUCAAAUAAUAUGAAAAGCCGCAGAAACAGUAAGCCAAUAAAACAAGCUGCUCCUGGAAAGAAGAAGGUAUGGAACUGGGUUUCCUACUUAGAAGCGGAACGGAUGCCAGCUGCUCCCCUAAAACUGUUCAGAGAGCAUCAGUCGUUCCCACAAGGCCGAAAUGGAUUUAAGGUUGGAAUGAAAUUGGAAGGGCUGGAUCCUGAACAUGCCUCUCGAUUCUGUGUUCUCACAGUGGCUGAGGUGCAAGGGUACAGAAUGCGGUUACACUUCGACGGUUACCCAGACAUCUACGACUUCUGGGUUAAUGCUGACUCCUCAGACAUCCAUCCCAUUGGCUGGUGUGAAAAAACAGGUCAUAAGCUGCUCCCUCCUAAAGGUUUUAAGGAGGGAGAAUUUAAUUGGACUUCCUAUUUGAAGAAUUGCAAAGCUCAAGCAGCUCCAAAAAGCCUUUUUAAGACUCUCAAUGCUCCUGUAACACCCUCUGGAUUUCGUCUGGGCAUGAAACUAGAGGCUGUGGACAAGAAGAAUCCGUCGCUGAUGUGUGUGGCCACCAUCGCGGACAUGGUGGACAGCCGCCUGCUGAUUCACUUCGACGACUGGGAUGAGAGUUAUGACUACUGGUGUGAAGCCAGCAGCCCAUAUAUCCGCCCUGUUGGCUACUGCCAAGAAACUGGAACCCCACUGACAACACCACCUGGAUAUGUGCAUUCCAGUGCCUUCUCAUGGGAGAAAUACUUGGAGGAAACUAAUUCCCAGGCAGCCCCAGCAAGAGCAUUCAAACUGCGUCCUGCUCACGGAUUCCAAGUCAAUAUGAAGUUGGAGGCUGUGGACAGAAGAAAUCCCAUCUUGAUUAGAGUGGCAACAGUCAUUGACAAAGACGAGUAUCGCAUUAAGAUACAUUUUGAUGGCUGGGACCAUGAUUAUGAUUUCUGGAUCGAUGUGGACAGCCCUGAUAUCCACCCAGUAGGCUGGUGUGCAAAAACUGGACAUGUUCUGCAAGUCCCACUUGGUUCUGUCCAUCAAGAGGAGCCAGGACAAGCAGCCUGCCCUACCCCAGGCUGCCACGGCAUUGGCCACGUCAAGGGACCGCGAUACGGAACACAUUACACGUUGGUUGGCUGCCCUUAUUCUGAUGUGAACCUCAACAGAGAAAACCAGUUACAGGACCGCCUGAGUGGGGACAGAGUUUCCCCUAGCGACGGCAUGCAGAGAGACAGAGGCCUGGAGAGUUCUACCCCGUACAAGUUGGGAGCAGGAGACAGUUCUCAGCGGGAGUCUCCAAAAUCUGGCAAGCCUACCCAAGCCGGUGAAGAGUCGUGUCAGAGCAGCGUUCAGAGCCUGCCAGAACUGCCUGAAAAGAGCUGCAAGAGAGCCUGGGCAGAGGAGGAUUCCUCUGCAGAGCCCAAAGCCAAGCAACAGAAGAUAGCAUGCUCACGUACCUGUCUGACCUUAGAGAUGGUGAAAGAGAAGAAGAAGAGGCAAGACCCUGGUGUGGAUCUCCAGCAGGCCCUCCACCAGUCCAUUUUCAUGCCUUCUCUGGCCUCUAACCCGACCCACCGCCUCCAUCUCAACUGGGAGAAACACUGCAAGAUCUUGCCAGAGGUCUCAGGCCUCACAACCAAACAUGUGGCCAAAUGGACUGUGGAAGAGGUGGUCAGCUUUAUCCAGCGCUUACCUGGCUGCAAAGAGCACGCCUCUGUUUUCAGGGAGGAGCAGAUAGAUGGUAUAGCCUUCCUGCUCCUCAACCAGAAUGACUUAGUUAAAAUACUUGGCAUCAAGCUGGGUCCUGCCCUGAAGAUCUACAAUGCCAUCCUCAUGUUCAAGACUGCAGAAGACAACUGAGAGGAGCCCUUUGGCAGAGCCCACGGAGGAACUGGCAGGUCUUCAACUGAGAGCAUUCCGACAGCGACAGCGUAGGACUAAGAUAGAUGUUGGCUUUGUCUUUUUAAAGUAGGACUUAAUAAAAGUAUUUUGGAGGACAUGAAAUACCCUGCCACGGUCUGGAAUUUGGGGCAGCUUCACUUCCAAGAAGAGGAUCUUAUUCUGUUUUGUAACUUGGGUUUGCAAUAUCAAUCUCCUUUGGAGAUCUAGAAGACAACCUCCGGUUCUAAGGGGAAUCCAGGGUAACGUUGGUGAAGCUGCAAUGGCAAGAGGCAAGCUUUGAGUACAGUGACUGCUCUGUGCAAUGGUAGUGCCUGAAAGAGAGACUGACUGAUCACCAGCACUGGUCAUUGAUCCUCUGGGUGUAAGGAAAUAGGAGAAAGAUGCACUUCAGAGCAACUCACUUGUGUCCUUCCACGCUGUGACUCGAGAGGUGACCUUUCCAGGACUGAGUUUCCAACUCCAGCUUCUCCCUACUGAUCCUGGUUGUUCUAAUACUUUUGGCUGCUGGGCUGCUGCAGCCACAGCAGAACAGUAGCACAGGCAAAUGGUUUUCAUCACUGAUGGUUUGUCUCCUGCAAAAUGUUCUCAUCUGUGUCACAAGAGAGCAGGAAGCAAACCCUGUGUGGACAGUCUGUGGGUAGGCAGAGGUCUCUCAUGCAAGAUGCCUCCCACAGGGCACUGAGAUACUCAUUUUAGCUGCAGUUCUCCUAUCGGUGCUCUUGUGCAGCUGCCUGGAGCAGGAGCACCUUGUGGCCAAAGGGCACAAUCGGGAGUGCUUGGGAGUUUGGUGAAUUCCUCUUGUCCCCUCCCCUGUCGGCCCAGCGGUGGUCAGCAGAUGCCUGGGGGUGCAGACAGAGCCCCUGGCAACAAUUUGGCUUUUCUUUCUGAGCAGCCAAAACUCCUGAACAGUGCAUUGGCCUCAUCAGGCUCCAGGUGGGCUUUGGUCUGUGUUACCAAAGGGUCACUGAGCUGUCCCGGCAGGGCACCUCUGCCUCUUUGGUGGCCAGGCAGGCAGAGCACACAGGAGAGUGAGACUAGAGGGGAGCUGGGUCUGAGCAGAGAGCAAAGCAAGCUAAGAGUGCUCAAAGAGAGCUGAGCUGUGUCAGGGAGGCAGCAAAGCUUGUGGCUGCAUUCCUGUGCAUGCAGCCUGUGCUCUCCUGGCCAGAGGGGAGCAGAACUAUUUCCUGCUCUGCUCAGAGUCAGAGCAUCACUUCGUAGACAUGCACCUGGGGCUGCCGUGCCCUGGCUGAGGGAUUUCCACACUGUUGUUCCAGAGCACUCCUCUUCCAAUGGAAGCCUUGGAAGAAGCAGUGAGCCCUGCUGGGGCUCUGCUUAGUGUUCCCGUCCAUGCCUGGCAGCUGGCUAGCUCAUAACUCUUCCCCUGGCCACUCUCCUGAUGGGUGUUUGGCUUUCUGGAGUGCAGCUAGACCCAGCUGAGCCUUCCCUCCCUUCCAUCAGAGCUGCCAGGCGGAGCCCUGUGUGUGUGAACCCUGAGUGUGUGCACCCAGUGUUGCUGCAGGCAGAGCUGCCAUCAGCCUCUGGGUGCUGCAUGACGAGAUGUGACCCAUCUGUGGGGACCUCAACCUCCUUCCUACUUGGCAUCUUUGUCACCAGUGCUGUUGCUGCAGCCCCAGCCCUGCAGCUCCUCUGGGAGCCCUUGGGCACAGAAGGAACACAUUGUCCAUGGCUGUGUGCUGACACAAGGAACGCUCUUGGUCUUCCUCCCCUCAU